Messenger RNA from Belonocnema kinseyi, 514 nucleotides. RefSeq lists its product as uncharacterized. The transcript has 2 exons. Lineage: Eukaryota; Metazoa; Arthropoda; Insecta; Hymenoptera; Cynipidae. The coding region runs from base 71 to 478 and encodes 135 amino acids. The record is from RefSeq and is a predicted model, not a curated record.
UUUAAAGAAUAAGUAUCAGUUACACCUUUAUCGAAAUUCUUCACAUUUUGGUUUCCUGUAUUUGAAGACCAUGAGGAAAGUGGCUGGUAUUUUCUGCUUCAUCUUAGCGUUUUUACCUAAGCCUGGAGAAUUAAUUUUGCUACCUACAGAGGAAGAAAUUCUUCGCAAUGCUGUUGUAUUUCAUGUUGAUCGUUACGACUAUUUUAGACAGAGAAUGCAAGGAAUUGAAGUAGGCCUUCAUGAAGUAGGAAUAAUUGAUAACUGCAUCGUUGGAAUUAUCGAAUCUCGAUAUUUGUGCCCCCUCCUGGGACCUGAGCCGGAUCCGGUCAAUAAAUGGACUAAUUAUAAAAGAGUUAAAAUACACAUAAAUAACAACCACGCCAACGUGACCGAGUUUAUAUCAGGAAAUGAUGAUCUGAAGCACCUGUUCUUUGAAAUCUUCGAUCCGAGCAAGAUUCGUUGGGCUCGACGGGUCUAAUAAUUCAAUUUCAAAAUAUUUGGCUCAUUCUUUCAG